UUAAUUACACGAUAAUACAAAAUUAUAGAUUUUAAAAUAAAUAAAAAUUGGCAAUGAGACACAUUCAAUUCCGGUUUUUGUAGUCCUCUUCCUUCUUUCUUCCUCCAUUACCAACUUCCCUCUAACCCUAAACUUUCUCUCUCCUUCAAAUUUCCCAGAUUUUCGAUUUCAACCUUCUAUUUCACUCUAAAUCCAUACUUAUGACUUGAUCAUCUUUCUUCUUUCUCCAUUUUCUAGAAACUUCUUAGCUUCUGCCAUCUGGGUUGGAAUCUGCUUCUUUCUUUGAGCUUUGAGAUCGUCAAAGUUAAGUUUCUCUGAGCUCAAUUUGCUGCUGAUUUUCCAUUUUCAGCUUUAUUUUACCUGGUUAGUUGUAGUUUUUCCCAAUUUUUAAUUUUUUUUUCCUGCUUGAAUUUCAUGUAAAUUGAAUUGAAUUAUUUAGCUCCCCCAAAAAAAAAAAAAGUUGAGAUCUUGAUGAAAUGGGGAGAAAAUUAGCUUUGAUUCUAUGGUUAUCUGUAUUAAUAAAAGUGAUAGUAGCUCAAAAUUAUACACCAAAAGAUAAUAUUCUGUUGAAUUGUGGGGCCACCGACAAACAGACCAGCGAUUCCGAUGGUCGGAAAUGGAACUCCGACAAUGGAUCUAAGUUCUUGUCUUCAUCCAAAAACACAACCACAGCUCCGGCUGACAGUCAAGCACCUGAUGUUGCUGAGGUCCCUUUCUUGACUGCUAGAAUUUUCCAAUCUGAAUUUUCCUAUAAUAUUGCUGUUGCCCCUGGUCGGAAAUUUGUCCGUCUUUACUUCUAUCCCAAUUCUUAUGCUGGUCAUAACACCACUAAUGCUAUCUUCUCUGUCGCGGCCGGGCCGUUCACUUUGCUUAGCAAUUUUAGUGCUGCCCAGACCACCGAAGCCCUUAACUAUGAUUACCUUAUCAAAGAGUACUCCAUCAAUGUCGAGGGUGAUACUUUGACCUUAACCUUUACGCCCUCGUCUAAUUAUACCAAUUCCUUUGCCUUUAUUAAUGGUAUUGAGGUUGUGUCUAUGCCUGAUAUCUAUCAAGAUGCUGAUGGUACACCCUUUGUUGGUGGAGGUGUCAAUUUUAUUAUCGAUAACUCCACCGCCCUUGAGGGUUUGUAUCGGCUUAAUGUGGGUGGAAAUUACAUUCCUCCUACUAAGGAUACCGGCCUUUUUAGGUCGUGGUCUGAUGAUACUCCUUAUAUAUUCGGGGCUGCUACGGGAACCACUAAUGUUGCUGAUGUUAAUGUCACUUAUCCUGAUUCUAUACCCUCGUAUACUGCUCCUGUCGACGUUUACUCCACUGCAAGGUUCAUGACAAUGAACAAUUCAAUCAAUGUCAAUUUUAACUUGACAUGGUUGUUUACGGUUGAUACUGGCUUCAGUUACUUGGUUAGGCUGCAUUUCUGCGAGAUCUUUUCCAAUAUAACUAAGGACAACCAGAUUGUGUUCAAUAUCUUCCUCAACAAUCAGACUGCGACCCCUGGAUACGAUAUCAUUGCCUUGGCAGGCAGUAAUGGGACACCUAAUGUUCAGGACUUUGUGGUGAUUCCUCCCCCUAGUAAAGACCCCCAGCAGGAUCUCUGGCUUGAUCUGCAUCCAGAUACCAGUUCUAAGCCGAACUACUAUAAUGCAUUUCUGAAUGGAGUAGAGGUAUUCAAGAUAAACGGCACUGAUGGUAGUCUUGCUGGGCAGAAUCCAAUUCCUGCCCCAACGCAGGAGGUUGUUUUCUCUCCAUCAGGCUCAUCCCAUUCAGCUAGUCAUGCUGCAGUUAUUGGUGGAGUUGUUGGAGGUGUUGGACUAUUCUUCCUGGUUGCUCUAUUGGCCUGUUUCAUCUCUCGCCGCAGGAGGUAUGGAAAGGUCUCCAACCCAAGUGAUGGUCCAUCUGGUUGGCUUCCCCUUUCCCUGUACGGAAAUUCGCAUACCUCUGGAUCUGCAAAGACGACUACAACUGGAAGCUAUGCUUCUUCUCUUCCUUCAAAUCUCUGCCGUCAUUUCUCUUUUGCAGAGAUCAAAUCUGCCACCAAAAAUUUUGAUGAGUCUCGUGUCCUCGGAGUUGGAGGUUUUGGCAAAGUUUACAGGGGAGAAAUUGAUGGUGGGACGAUGAAAGUAGCUAUCAAGCGUGGGAACCCACUGUCUGAGCAAGGUAUACAUGAGUUCCAAACAGAAAUUGAGAUGCUUUCCAAGCUUCGUCACCGUCACCUUGUCUCUCUGCUUGGUUACUGUGAAGAAAAUGGAGAAAUGAUCCUUGUGUAUGAUUACAUGGCUUACGGAACCCUUCGUGAGCAUCUCUACAAAACCCAAAAGCCCCCUCUGCCGUGGAAGCAAAGGCUCGAAAUUUGCAUUGGUUCUGCUCGUGGAUUGCAUUACCUUCACACUGGUGCCAAGCACACUAUCAUUCAUCGUGAUGUCAAGACAACCAACAUUCUGUUGGAUGAGAAGUGGGUGGCCAAGGUUUCUGACUUUGGCCUGUCCAAGACAGGGCCUUCAUUGGAUCACACCCACGUUAGUACUGUUGUGAAAGGUAGUUUCGGAUAUCUGGACCCUGAGUACUUUAGGAGGCAACAACUCACCGACAAGUCAGAUGUUUACUCAUUUGGGGUUGUUCUGUUUGAGAUCUUGUGUGCUCGGCCUGCCCUGAACCCGUCGCUUCCAAAGGAGCAAGUUAGCUUGGCAGAGUGGGCAGUAUAUUGCUACAAGAAGGGUAUACUUGAUCAGAUUAUGGAUCCUUAUCUGAAGGGAAAGAUUGCUCCUGAAUGCUUCAAGAAGUUUGCUGAGACUGCUAUGAAGUGUGUGUCUGAUCAGAGUAUUGAUAGACCGUCCAUGGGUGAUGUGCUGUGGAACCUCGAGUUUGCUUUGCAACUACAGGAGAGUGCAGAAGAGAGCGGUAAGGAUCUUGGCGAUGUUGCUGGGAUAGACUUUGUUGAAGGCAAGUUUGACGUCGAGUGUGGAAAGAAGGAUCCAAAUGAAUCCCGGACUUUUGAUGGAAACGUGACAGACUCAAGGAGUACAAUGAGCAUUGGAGGUCGCAGUCUUGCAAGUGAAGAUUCUGAUGGUCUGACACCAAGUGCUGUGUUCUCUCAGAUCAUGAAUCCCAAGGGACGUUAGAUACAUGUCCAAUGCUUGGGAAUUUCAUUACCGAAAUUUGGUGUUCCAGACCUAUUUUUCUGCCUAAUCAAAACGGGUUUGCUAAUCGGUUUGUAAUCAACCAAACCACAGAAGGAACUCCAUCAUUUCGUCAUCAGACUAAUAACACUAUCCAAAAUUUUCAUCAAUAUACAAUAUCUUGGUUCAUCUGUUGAACAUGGCUAUUUUUAUUUAAUUUCCAUCUUUGAUCUAGCAGUAAGUUGUAUCUAUAGUUCUAUUUAAAGAGUGAAACUGAAAUUGUUUUAUAUACCAUAUGUACUGAUCUUUCUUGUGUAUUUCAGUAAUUUAUGGUUCAUUUUAGUGGGAUUCAUUUAUUCUUCUAAACUCGCUAAUCGGAUUCGAGUUUUCAUCCCUAA
This is a messenger RNA of Chenopodium quinoa (quinoa), 3511 nucleotides long. Its product is annotated as receptor-like protein kinase FERONIA. The coding region runs from base 477 to 3116 and encodes 879 amino acids. The record is from RefSeq and is a predicted model, not a curated record. The transcript has a single exon. Gene Ontology annotation, biological process: protein phosphorylation. NCBI's taxonomy places the organism in Eukaryota, Viridiplantae, Streptophyta, Magnoliopsida, Caryophyllales, Amaranthaceae. Gene Ontology annotation, molecular function: protein kinase activity; ATP binding.